Messenger RNA from Agrilus planipennis (emerald ash borer), 2311 nucleotides. RefSeq names its product cytosol aminopeptidase-like. Gene Ontology annotation, cellular component: cytoplasm. Bases 107 to 1714 code for a protein of 535 amino acids. Gene Ontology annotation, biological process: proteolysis. The transcript has 5 exons. Gene Ontology annotation, molecular function: metalloaminopeptidase activity; manganese ion binding. The record is from RefSeq and is a predicted model, not a curated record. Lineage: Eukaryota; Metazoa; Arthropoda; Insecta; Coleoptera; Buprestidae.
ACUUUUUUUCAAAUAUAAAAUCGUAACUAUAAACAGUAAUCAUUUCUUCGUCAAAAUCUGUGUCGCGCCGAAAUAUUCAAAAUUCUUUUUGUGAUGUGUAUGAAAGAUGAAUAAUGUUUUCCGAUUGUUCAAAAGUCCUUUUCAAACUUUCAAAUUUAAUGUUCAACUAUGGAAAUAUAAAAAUCGCUUGAAAAUUGUACGGAAUUUUUGUUCCGGUGGUGAUGGGGGGUGCGAACCUGAAAGGAAAGGUAUAAUAUUGGGUGUAUACGAAGGUGAUAAUGGUGAACCAAUUCUGUCAAGUGCUGCGAAAAAGUACAACGACUGCACUGACGGGAAAUUUUUUGAACUUAUCAAAUCAUCCGGAACAACAUUGAAGGUAGGAGAAGCCCUUCUUUUCACCAACCUCGAUACCGAAUUUUGCGCGGUUGCGGCAGUGGGUUUAGGUCAUCCAAAUUUGUGCUACAACGAACUGGAAUGCAUCGACGAAGGAACAGAGGCCUCUCGGAGAGCUGCAGGUGCCGGUAUUCAAAGAUUGAAAAUGAGCAGACUUCAUCGAGUUCUUAUCGAGGGUCUUGGGCAUCCCGAACAAGCUGCCGAAGGAGCAGCGUUAGCCCUGUGGCGCUACCAGGACAACAAACUGCACAAAAGCAUGAUACCAUCGAUUGAAUUGCACGAUGACCCAGACACCGAGAGUUUCCAGCGCGGUCUCUUCAAGGCAGAAUGCCAAAAUUUAGCGAGAAGACUUUCCGACACCCCAGGCAACCAAAUGACCCCGCUGCAUUUUGCCCAAGAAACUGUCAAUGAACUUUGCCCUUGCGGAAUAAAGGUGGAAGUUCACGAUAAAGAUUGGAUCGAAUCGAAGAAGAUGAACGCUUUUUUGACAGUUGCUCGGGGUUCUUGCGAACCGCCGAUCUUUCUGGAACUGCACUAUUGUGGGGAGCCGGCAGACGUGAAACCAAUCAUGCUCGCAGCAAAGGGCAUCACGUUCGACAGCGGGGGCUUGAGUCUGAAAAGAACUCGAAUCAUGUCCGAUAACAGGGGCGAUAUGGCAGGGGCCGCAAUUAUAGUGGCCGUAAUGAAGGCCGUUGCGGCCCUCAGUAUUCCCCUUAAUAUCACCGGUCUGAUCCCCUUGUGCGAGAACAUGCCCAGCGGUAUGGCAAUGAAACCUGGUGACGUGGUGUGUGGUUUGAAUGGGAAGACGAUCAUGAUCGAAGAUGCCGAUCACGAAGGUCGAAUGCUUUUGGCCGAUACGUUUGUUUACGGUCAGGGUACGUUCAAGCCCCGAAUGGUAAUCGAUUUUGCCACCCUGAUGCCCGGAACUGAAGGUGCUAUAGGAUCGUCGGCAAGUUCUGUCUUUACUAACUCGGAAAACUUGUGGGCACAGGUAAGAAAAGCGUCUGUGAUAACUGGAGACAGGGUGUGGCGUUUUCCCAUUUGGGAAUAUUUUGGCAAAAAGUUAAGAAAAUUUCCUUCACACGACGUGGAUAACAGGGGCGAAGGUGCGGUGAACGCCUGUAAUGCGACCGCGUUCCUUCGGGAGUUCCUUCAGUGCGUUGACUGGAUGCACGUUGACAUCACCAAUAGUGGAAUGGUAAUGAAGAACAAAAACAUAUCGUAUUUGACGAAACGUAGAAUGACGGGCAGACCGACGCGCACUAUAAUCCAACUUCUUUAUCAACUGGCUAAUCCAAGUGAACAAAAACCAAAGUGCUGACAAGUGUUCGUAAAAAUGUUUAUUGUCUAUCGUCUUUUCUCUCUUUAGUUUAGCGUACAUGUGUUAAUGUCGUAAGUUAAAACAAUCCAUUCGGAAGUUACGCUCUCGCCAUUUAUUUCCUUCGAUAUCAUCAUCAUUCAGCGCAGUUUGCUCCGAACUAUUUUCGAAGUUGGGGCAACGCGUACUGACUUAAUUUAAAAUUUUGAACGUAUUGUAUAUAUCAGAGAUGCAAGUUCAAGUGCUGUCAUGAAUUCAAGGGGAUUCCUUCGACUUUAUUUUGGACAGGCUGGUCACCUGUCAACCCACUCCCCUGAGGGGUGUGGGAGUUAGUGAUUAUUCUUAUUUCAACAAGUAAAAUAGCUACCUCAAUAUCUCUAUAUACGAUACAUUUCAUUGUCGCGAAUCUGCCAAAUUUUGUUUGAAUACUUUCCUUUUUUUUUAGUUAAAUUGCAAUUUUGGAAGUACGUAUUUACUUUUUGUAUUUGCAUUUACGACUCGUAUAAGUAUUUUUUCUAUAUACAUAACAUAAUUAGUUUUACACUUUAUGUACUGGUUUUGCAAUAAUAUUCGAGGUUUCUAAUAAAAUUAUCCAUCAAU